UACUUUUCGGCUGUGGGCCGUCAAGCACGUGAAAAAAUAGAAAUUUUGCCGGUAUUUCUAUAUUCCAUUAAUUUCCCCAUAAAAUUAACUGUGCCAAAUCCUAAAAUGUCGUACUGUAGAGAAGAAGGAAAAGACAAAAUUAUCUUUUUGACGCCAGAAGACUUGAAACAACCAAGCACCAUCACAUUUCCUGAUGAAGAGGAACCACCUGGUCUCAUCCUGCCAAAUGGUGACAUAAAUUGGAACUGCCCUUGUUUAGGAGGAAUGGCUACUGGUCCAUGUGGAGUUGAAUUCAGAGAAGCAUUUACUUGCUUCCAUUACAGCCCUACUGAACCGAAAGGCAGCGAUUGCUUUGAUUCAUUUAAAGCCAUGCAAGACUGUAUGUCAAAAUAUCCAACGUUAUAUGGAAAUGACGAAAAACCGGAAGAAGAAGACGAGGAAGAAGCAACGAAAAAUGAUAGUGAGGAGUCAGCAGCUAAAGAUUCAAAUUCCGAAGUCAAAUCGAAAACAUGAUGCUAAUACGUACCUAGUACCACAAAUUGUAUCUUAAUUUGCUGCGUCACAUUUAAUAGCAUUGCAUAAAUAGUAAUUUCUUA
Molecule: messenger RNA, 596 nt
Organism: Daphnia carinata
Lineage: Eukaryota; Metazoa; Arthropoda; Branchiopoda; Diplostraca; Daphniidae
Product: mitochondrial intermembrane space import and assembly protein 40-A-like
Exons: 3
Coding region: 106-513 (135 amino acids)
Biological process (GO): protein import into mitochondrial intermembrane space
Cellular component (GO): mitochondrial intermembrane space
Molecular function (GO): protein-disulfide reductase activity
Source: RefSeq, a predicted model, not a curated record